AGGACACGUGACUGAGUGCGGAAGAGGUCGCGCGCUGUAUGUUGAUCAGUCUAUCGCGUUGACCCGUAAACAAGCUGACGCGAGUUAAACAACUCAGAUAUCUUUACUAUCUUUACCAGUUUAGCCCACAGUCAAACAUCACAGUCUUUAACCAGCAGGUAUCAGACUGUGAGUGAAGAUGAGAAGGUUUUGGUCUGAUCUCGAGACGCUGAUGUGAUGACUCUCGUCUGUCUGCUGGACUGCUGUAUGCUGCAUGUGUGGCACAGACCUGGACGACGGGCAUCAGUCUCUCUCUCUGUUUACCCGUUGAGGAAGCCGUUAUGUCGUCUGUACAUCAAAACAUCGUCGUCCUGCACAGAGAGACUCACGCCAGGCCGGAGGUUCUGCUUCUGUAGGUUUCGGGUCGAGCCCUACACCAACAUCUCCAACUUCAGCACAACGGUGUACCGUGGGUCAACAGACCUGAGAUAUGGCAUGUCGCGUCUGCGGAGCACUUUAGAUUUAGUCUCGAAAGCGGUGAGCGGGACCCAACUGGACAUUCGGUCUCGAAUCGCCCGACUCAAACCGAGCAGCAAUCAAGAGGCCGAGACUCAGGAAGAAAAUCCAGAAACCCUGUCAGGUAAAGAGCAGGAGAGAUUGUCAACCUUAACUCCACCUCCUAAUUUACCCUUGACUCCGCCCACUGCCACAACAACUGAAACUCUGAUAAGGAAAAAGCUUGAAGUGACAGCCGCCUGUCACAGCACCAAUAAUGUAAGCGUGACCUCACAGACCACGAAACCUCAGGAUAAAACUGCAGCUCCGCCUACAAACUCUGUCACAACUCAACAGACCACACCCCUUUUUCACCCAGGCUCCCUCAGCAUUGACCUGGGCGAGACCUACAGUUACCUGUCUCAUCAUAUCAACUCUUACUUUGGCAGCUUUAUUAAAACAGAAGAGAAGAAAUCUGUGCACGCCGAUCUGACACGACAACAUGAAAACGAUCAAAGUCCUCUUAAAGAGCGACAGCUAUCAAAGAACGAACCCUCAACCCCAAAUUCAGCUUUCACUGUCAGUAAAGGGCUCGGGAAUUACUUUACCCACUCGACGCCGAGCAUCCAAACGUUUGUGGGAAACUACAUCACCCCGCUGGUUCCCAGGUUCAGAAAUGAAGCUAAAGUGAAUGCAAACGAAUGCUCUUCUGCUGAAAACAGCAGCAGUAAACCGAAGGAAACAUCAGCGAGUAAAGAUCAGCGAGACCCAGAUGAGAGAGCCAAACGUCUGCUGCUCCAGAGAGAGAAGAUCAUUGCUCGGGUAAGUGUGGAUAAUCGAACUCGGGCUCUGGUCCAGGCUCUUCACCGGGCAUCAGACGUGCGACUCUACAUCAGUAGGGUUGAGGAACUUAGUCUUCAUCUGCUGAAGUUUCCAGAAACACGAUCUGUAGCCGUCAAGGAGAAGGUCAUACCGUGUCUGCUCCGCUUGCGUCAGGCGAGCGAUGUGUCCCUGAAGGCCGCUGUGAGGGAGGCUUUGGCUCUGGUGGGCUACAUCGAGCCGGUGAAGAAAAGAGGCAUCCGCAUCUUGUCCAUUGAUGGAGGAGGAACCAGGGGUCUGAUGGCUCUUCAGGCUCUAAACAGACUUGAGGAGCUAUCAGGACGACCCAUAUACCAACUGUUUGACUACAUCUGUGGUGUUAGUACCGGUGCUAUAUUGGGCUUCAUGCUGGGAGUCUUUCAGAUGCCUGUGAAGGAGUGUGAGGAUCUCUACAGGAAGUUAAGCUCUGAUGUCUUCAAACAGAACGUGAUUGUAGGAACGGUGAAGAUGGGCUGGAGUCACGCCUUCUACGACAGCGAGAUCUGGGAAAAAGUUCUCAAGGAGAAAAUGGGCUCAGAUCUCCUCAUUGAAUCAUCACGUAACCCCGACUGCCCAAAAGUGGCGGCGGUGAGCACCGUGGGAAACAAAGGGCCACCAGUAAAGGCCUACGUCUUCAGGAACUACAUCCUGCCGCCCGGGGUGCGCUCGCAUUACCGUGGCGGCUGCAAGCACAAGAUGUGGGAGGCGAUCCGAGCGUCAUCUGCCGCUCCGGGGUAUUUCCAAGAGUUUGCGCUGGGAAACGACCUACAUCAGGACGGAGGUUUGCUGAUCAAUAACCCCACAGCUCUGGCCAUUCAUGAGUGUCAGUGUCUGUGGCCGGGUGUCCCGCUGCAGUGUGUCGUAUCUUUAGGAACCGGACGCUUUGAGACCUCUGGCAGGAACAGCAUCACGUACACCAGUCUCAAAACUAAACUUACAAACGUCAUCAGCAGCGCCACAGACACUGAGGAAGUUCACACAAUGCUGGAUGCUCUUCUCCCUCCACACACGUACUUUAGGUUUAACCCGUACAUGAGCGAGGAGGUUCCUCUGGACGAGAGCAGACAUGAGAAACUUCAGCAGAUGCAAACCGAAGGGCUACGAUAUCUGGAGCGAAACCAUGAGAAACUCAAACGAGCUGUGAAUGAGCUGAUGAGAGACAAGAGCUCUGUACAGAGACUGACCGAGUGGAUUCAACUCAAAGCACACAUGUACGAGGGUUUGUACAAACAAUAGGAUGAAAAAAAUACUUUCCUCAAUGCCCUUCUGUCAUCUGGGUAACAAAACAUUCAGUGCCAAAAUCUACAAUCACCAACAGACUCAAUAUCUAGAAUGAAUAGAGUUUUACUUCAGACGAAUCUUUCCAGUAAAGAGAGAUUCACGUUAUUCAAAUAAACUCAAGGGGGCCAAAGAGGAUUUAUUAGAUCAUUUUCAUUGUAAAUUACCUGUUGACAUACUAAAACUAGAGUAAAAGGGGACCCCCUCUCCCCCUUAAAAAAAUUAUCUGUCAUUGACACAAACUUAUGUUUUGUGUUUUACACACAAACGUAAGAUACAGACAAACUCAGUCACCAUUAAUUUUCACUAUAUCUUUCUUCUAUAAUGGUCUAUAUUGCUGAUUUAUACUGACAGAUUUUUUAACUGAUAUGAAUUAUCAGUCCUUAUUAAUUUAUCAUUAAGCAGUAUUUAUACUUUCUCAAACUUAAAGUAAAAACAGACAGGUCAAAACAUAAUAUCAUGUAGACAACAUGGGCAUCUGUUAAAUCAUUUGUGACUUAUAUGUUUUCUAUAGUUGAAAAUACAUAAAAUAAGCUCUAAUAAUAAGUUGAGUUUUUAAUACAAAUGCUAAUUAAUUUAAACACAAAUAAUAACACUAAUAUUUUAACAUGAAUGUGUAGUGAAAGAUAAAUACUUACUGAGCCAAUAACGGCGUGAUCACAGAGCUCUUGACCAUUCAUAUGACUUUUACCUCAAUAUAUGAGAAGUUUUGUGACCAAUCACCUCUCAGCACCUGUGACAUCAUACAGUAACAGGUGUUUGUGUGAUCCAGAGCGAAUAACACGGGCCAGAUGUACACGUUGUGUUUGUUCAUAUUUGAUCAUUUAUAUGACUCGUUGUAUUUAAGUGUGAUUAUGAGACAGGCUGUUGUUUAAAAGCUUUAUUUUGACAGGACUCAAAUGCCAUAGACUUCAUUUUAAAGACAAACCACACAGACACAUAUGUAAGAACUUCAUGACAUCACAGUACACUGAUUCAUACAGUCUGUCUUUGAAUAACCUUUGACCUGUGAAUCAUUAGAGUCCUUUAAAUGUGGCUGUUUGUUUCAUUACAUUAGAUUUAACUUGAUGGUGCUGUCAGUAGUUUUAUCGUAGUCAGAGUUUUUAUUAUAACAUGCGUUUCAGUGUGUGGACAUGAUGAGUAGUUUAGAUUUAGUUUUUAGGUACAGUACACAUUAUUAAAGUCCCUGUAAAGUCAAUCUUGAAAAAUGUUUCUGCACACAUUAUAAAUGUUCGACAUGUACUGCUGAAACACCACACAAAGACUGUAAACUAUGCAAAACUAUUAUUUCUGUGUUCAGGAUUAUUUGAGCGGAGCUAAAACAGUGACUCAAUGACACAAUGGAGCCCCCGCGCAUGGCCCCACCAAUCGUGAUCAUCCAUCAGGUUGUAUCUGAAAGUUAAGAUAGAUGGCAGCUUUUCAGCGAGUGGGUGUGGUUUUGUGCUGACAGUGGACACGCCCCCAAUGUUUGAGAGCAGGGAAUACUGACAGUUUUUCCAAGAUUUUGAUCACUUAUUUGUGGUGAUUUUUAAUUUGGCUGGGUGCUUAAUAAUGCAUUUUUUAAUAAUGUUGUGACAAACGCAGAAAACAUUUAAUAUUUGACCUUACAGGGACUUUAAAAUGACAUCCAAUCCAGAUGUAAUGAAAGUAUAUUUGGUGUGGUUCGUCUGUAUGAUCACACACAGUAUUUGAAUAUCUUAUGAAGAGUUUCACAGCUCUUAAUGAAAGAUUGACAGCUCAAAGUUUUCCUCAUGGUUUGUAGUUUAAAGCAAAUAGUUUAUUAAUGAAGGAAUUUAUGCUAAUAAAAUUAUUAUGACAUUUUGUUAAAUUAAAAGCACUUGAUUGUUUGACACAAAUAUUUACAGUAUUGUUUAUGACAUCAUUCACUCGUAUUCAGAUGUUAUUUUAUCUGUACUGAUAUAUAAACAUAAUGAAGUUCAGAUUUA
Molecule: messenger RNA, 4556 nt
Organism: Misgurnus anguillicaudatus (oriental weatherfish)
Lineage: Eukaryota; Metazoa; Chordata; Actinopteri; Cypriniformes; Cobitidae
Product: calcium-independent phospholipase A2-gamma
Biological process (GO): arachidonate metabolic process
Cellular component (GO): membrane
Source: RefSeq, a predicted model, not a curated record